AUUUGUCAGCUACAAUGGCUUAACUAUAAAAAGGAGUCCGUUCUGCCUUGCAACUUUAAGAAUUCUAGUUUUUCAUUUAAGGGAAUGAAAUUAUUUAGACAAUUUAGAAGUUAAUGUGUAUCUAAAUGAAAGACAUUUUUUUAAACGGGCAACAUUAUUUCUCCCUCUCGCUUUCUUCCUCUUAUGUCAUUUUUUUCCUCCACUAUUCAUAAGCUGCAGGAGCUUCUUCCCAUUCUUGAACACCUGCUUUAAGCUGCAUUCUUAUAUUAUUUCCAAACCACUGGGACCCUCUUGUAGCCAAAGGCAGAUGAUGACGGUGAUGAGGGGAAUAGCAGUUAUUUGAGUGCUGAAUAUGAACUAGGCCCUCAGGUGUUUACUCAUUUCAUUGUCACAACAGCCUAUAAAGUGUACUUUUAUCUCUGUGCUCUGAGAUCAUGACGUGAGAGAAGGAGCCACAAUUUCAGCGUAACAAAGCUGACACCAGCGGUCAGCAAACUUUACUUCUAAAAGGUCAGUAGUAAACGUUUUACACACUGUGGACUGCAAGUCUGUCACAACUACUCGACUCUGGCGUGGAGCACAAGCACAGACAUAGGUUAUACAUGCUGAGUGGGCGUGGUGGUGUUCCAAUAAAACUUUAUUUACAAAAUGGGCUGCAGAUUGCCAACCGCUGCUCUCGACUCCCUCUUUUACUUGAACACUUCCCCUAUUAUGAUGAAUUUUUUUUUGUCACUCCAGAGUAAGAGUAUUAGUAGUUUCUGAGGUUGGAAGAACAUACAAAUAUUUAAUAUUGAUGAAAAGUCUCCAUAACUUUAGAUAGUGCAGGAUGAGUUCAUAGAGUCCUAAUCCUUUGCCCAUCAGGAAUUUCUAAUCUAAGAGAGAAGCAUUGACGGGAACCAAUGUGCAGCUUCGAGGAGGGGAGCAUAGCCAGGGCAUAAGAUUAGAUGACACCAGCCACCAGACUGAACUCCGAAUGACAUUUGCCCGACUUGCUGCAACCACAUUUAUUACCCAAGGGAUUCCUGUGUACCUCUUUUCGGAUAUAACCCCAACCCCCUUUGUGCCCUACACAGUGCUGCAUUUGAAACUCUGUGCUGGAAUCAUGAUAACUGCCUCCCAUAACCCAAAGCAAGAUAAUGGUUACAAGGUCUACUGGGACAAUGGAGCUCAGAUCACCUCUCCUCAUGACAAAGGGAUUUCUCAAGCUAUUGAAGAAAAUCUAGAGCCAUGGCCUCAAGCUUGGGAUGAUUCUUUACUUAAUGGCAGUCCACUGCUUCAUGACCCAAGUGCUUCCAUCAAUAAGAGCUACUUUGAAGACCUGAAAAAAUACUGUUUUCACAGGAGUGUGAACAGGGAGACCAAGGUGAAGUUUGUGCACACCUCUGUCCACGGCGUGGGUCAUGACUUUGUGCAGUCAGCUUUCAAGGCUUUUGACUUUGCUCCUCCUGAGGCUGUUCCUGAACAGAAAGAUCCCGAUCCUGAGUUCCCAACAGUGAAAUACCCGAAUCCUGAAGAGGGUAAAGGAGUCUUGACCUUAUCUUUUGCCUUGGCUGACAAAACCAAGGCCAGAAUCAUUUUAGCAAACGACCCGGAUGCUGAUAGACUCGCUGUGGCAGAAAAGCAGGACAGCGGUGAAUGGAGAGUGUUUUCAGGCAAUGAGUUGGGGGCGCUCUUGGGCUGGUGGCUUUUUACUUCUUGGAAAGAAAAGAACCAAGAUCACAGUGCCCUCAAAGACAUAUACAUGUUGUCCAGCACGGUCUCCUCCAAAAUCUUGCGAGCCAUUGCCUUAAAGGAGGGCUUUCACUUUGAGGAAACACUAACUGGCUUUAAGUGGAUGGGAAACCGAGCCAGACAGCUAAUAGACCAGGGGAAGAAUGUCUUAUUUGCAUUUGAAGAAGCUAUCGGAUAUAUGUGCUGCCCUUUUGUUCUGGACAAAGAUGGGGUCAGUGCCGCUGUCAUAAGCGCAGAGUUGGCUAGCUUUCUAGCAACCAAGAAUUUGACUUUGUCUCAGCAGCUAAAGGCCAUCUAUGUUGAGUAUGGCUACCAUAUUACCAAAGCUUCAUAUUUUAUUUGCCAUGAUCAAGGCACCAUUAAACAAUUAUUUGAAAACCUUAGAAACUAUGAUGGGAAGAAUAAUUAUCCAAAAACUUGUGGCAGAUUCGCAAUUUCUGGUAUUAGAGACCUUACAACCGGCUACGAUGAUAGCCAACCUGAUAAAAAAGCUGUUCUCCCUACCAGCAAAAGCAGCCAAAUGAUCACCUUUACCUUUGCUAAUGGGGGCGUGGCCACCAUGCGGACCAGCGGGACUGAACCCAAGAUCAAGUACUAUUCGGAACUGUGUGCCCCCCCUGGAAAUAGUGAUCCUGAGCAGCUGAAGAAGGAACUCAAUGAACUAGUCAGUGCUAUUGAGGAACAUUUUUUCCAGCCACAAAAGUACAACCUGCAACCAAAGGCAGAGUGAAAUAUAUCAGCCAUGGGCGUAAUUACAAUCAAGCUACCGGUGAUUAAUUAAGCAAUAUUUUUGAGGACCAAAUGAUUUAAGUGGUCGCUCUAAGUAUUUAUAUUUUUUUAAUAGGCCUACAUUCCUCAUUGUUCUAUUUUUUUACCUUUAAGACGAAUAAAGAAAAGAUGCCCAAACCCAAGAAACCAAUUAAAUUUAAUUCCUAUUAAAAGGUUAAGCCCGGGCAUUUCCUGAAUUAAAAAAAUGAAGAUUUUAAAAAUAGCAAACUUUCAAAACUGUACUGUAAUUCAUAUGCUUUAAUUAGAAUAAAUAACAAAUGUGUCUUCUCUAUCAUUCUUUUUAUGAAUAAUUAAAAUCACCAGAAAGCCUAUACAAUUACUAAAUUCUGGGCUGUCAUAUCAUAGGAUAACCACUUUUUAGGUAUAUGUAUAUUUACAUUUGUAUGAAUUGCUUAUAAAGCAAAAUAUAUAAACAAAUUGAAUGUCCUGUUCAUGUUUAGGGAAAAACAGGAACCUAUAAAGUGGAGCAAAAGAUACUUUAAAAAGAGAAAAUUUUUCAUCUAAAACUUUUUAGUUGCAAUAAUCCAUCAUUGUACAGUGUUUACAUGCUAGGAAAAAACAGCCUUAUCAUCUUUGUUCAGUACACUAACAUUCAUUUUAUCUCUUUAAAUCUUGAAUUUAAAAAUUGGUUAUUUGAAACUGCAAAGUUCUUUAUUGUACAGUUGUUUGCUUUCGUACAAGUUAAUGUAAUUUUUGGGACUGAGGCACAAAGACUAUAAGCUUUAACUAUUUGCCUGACUUUGCUUUUUUUGCUUUGAUCAUAUGUAAUUAAAAUCUAAAACUAUUAGAUUUCCUUUUCAGGUUUAUAUUUAACCUGUGCCUUCUAUUCUUCUCAUAACCAAUGGCCUUAAAACCAUCCAAAAUUACUCCCUUUGAGCCCCCAUGAGUCAGGACCAAGCCGUUCUUUAUAUACUUUGUAUAUUUCAUGUGGUUUUCUGUUUUUAAAACAAAUGAUUCCCCAUUAUUAUUAUGACUAACCUAAAUGCUUACUAAGUUUCAGAACGAUGAAAAAUUACAAUCCUAUUGGCAUUUUUUCUAAAGUAAAGGGGAAAAUGUUUUUAUGUCUUAGUGAUACAUAGUUUGUGCCCUAUCAGAACUUUUAAAUCUGUAAUAUUCCAUAUAUUCUGUCAGCUGCUUCAUUGUAGCUGUUAUGUAUUUUUGUUUUAUAGUGUUUUAUAGUCUCACACUGCACCCUAGAAAUAAAGUCUGUAUCCUCUCUACA
Messenger RNA from Prionailurus viverrinus (fishing cat), 3742 nucleotides. It is a transcript of the gene PGM2, whose product is annotated as phosphoglucomutase 2. Gene Ontology annotation, molecular function: phosphopentomutase activity; magnesium ion binding. The transcript is spliced from 12 exons. Gene Ontology annotation, biological process: purine ribonucleoside salvage; carbohydrate metabolic process. Lineage: Eukaryota; Metazoa; Chordata; Mammalia; Carnivora; Felidae. The coding region runs from base 974 to 2461 and encodes 495 amino acids. The record is from RefSeq and is a predicted model, not a curated record.